This is a messenger RNA of Labeo rohita (rohu), 10835 nucleotides long. Its product is annotated as mucin-2-like. The record is from RefSeq and is a predicted model, not a curated record. Lineage: Eukaryota; Metazoa; Chordata; Actinopteri; Cypriniformes; Cyprinidae. Gene Ontology annotation, molecular function: protein binding. Gene Ontology annotation, cellular component: extracellular matrix.
CUGUAGACCUCACUCACCUCCCACCAUGGAGUGGAGAACAUCUACAGUAUGCAUACUGCUACUGGCGCUAACCGGCAUUCAGGUUGAUUCAAAGAUGGUCUAUCCCAGCAACCAUGUCAACAACAUCUGUAGCAUGUGGGGAAACUUCCACUUCAAGACAUUCGAUGGAGACGUCUAUCAGUUCCUGGGCAUGUGCGAGUACAACCUGGUGUCCGACUGCCAAAGCCUCAUUCGCCAGUUCUCAGUUCACGUAAAGAGAACAGAACACAUCACUGGCCCAAAGAUCAGCAGAGUGUCGAUUACCAUCAAUGAAAUUGGCAUUGAGUUGACUGAGAAACAGGUCUUAAUCAACGGAGAAAACGUAACGCUGCCUGUCCACAUCGCAGGGAUCCUCGUGGAAGAGAACUCAAUUUACACCAAGCUCUAUUCCAAAAUGGGCAUCACUGUCAUGUGGAACAAAGAGGAUGCAGUUAUGGUGGAACUAGAUUCCAAAUAUUCCAAUCAGACUUGCGGACUGUGUGGUGAUUUCAACGGCGUUCCAGUUUAUAAUGAGUUCAUUGAAUCCGGACGGAAGGUUGGCUAUGUUGAGUUUGGUAAUAUGCACAGAGUUCACAACCCAACACAUGUCUGCGAAGAUCCUUUUGAAAGCGUCGAUGAGCAAAAUGAGGUGGAUCAAUGCGAAAAGAUUCGGACAGAUUGUGUAGACCUUUUGGAGGAUUUAAAGUGGUCUUCUUGUAACUGGGUUUUGAAUCCUGAGCCGUAUAUCAAGGCCUGUACGAAUGAUUUGUGCUUGCGUCAACCUGAAGAUGAAGACACCGACAUCUCUGCGCUGUGUGCCACUUUGUCUGAAUAUUCACGUCAGUGCUCUCACGCCGGAGGAACUCCGCCGUCCUGGAGAACAGCAAACUUCUGUGCUGUGAAGUGCCCGUACAAUAUGGUACAUUCUGAAAGCGGCUCUCCCUGUAUGGACACAUGCUCACACAAAGACACAAACGCACUGUGUGAGGAACACAACGUCGAUGGCUGCUUCUGCCCGCCAGGAACUGUGUUUGAUGACAUCUCAAACACGGGCUGCAUCUCACCACAGAAGUGUCAGUGCAAACAUGACCGCAUCUACAACACAGGAGAGAUUCUGCGCAAAGAUGAUGAACAAUGUACAUGUAAGGAGGGAAACUGGAUCUGUAGAAGUAUUCCCAGCCCUGGCCUGUGCGCAGUAGAGGAAGGAUCUCACUUCACCACCUUUGACGGGAAAGAAUUCACUUUCCACGGAGACUGCAACUAUGUGCUUUCAAAAGACUGUGCGGAGUUCAAGUUCACCGUACUGGGUCAGGUUGUUCCUUGUUUUAGUCAAGAAACUGACACCUGUUUAAAGUCUGUUGUGGUGCUGUUCAACAACGACAUGAAAAAUCCUCUGAUUAUCAAAGCUGACAGAACGGUACAACACAAUGCAGAAGUUUCACUUCCUUACAUGACAGCUGACUUCACGGUGUUCAUGCCAUCAUCGUUUCACAUCAUACUUCAGACCACCUUUGGGCUGCAGGUGCAGGUACAGCUGGUGCCUCUUAUGCAGGUGUACAUCACCGUGGACAAAAGCUUCCAGGGCAAGACUUGUGGUAUCUGUGGAAAUUUUAACAAAGUGCUAUUAGAUGAACUGAUGACCCCUCAGGGAGUGGUGGAGGGUACACCGGUUUCCUUCGCAAAUUCCUGGAAAGCCCAGUCCAACUGCCCUGACCGUACUGAGAGAAUGGACGACCCCUGUUCAUACAGCAGUGACAGCGAGCACUUCGCUGAGCACUGGUGUUCCAAGAUGAAGGACAAGAUGAGCAUCUUUGCCAAAUGUCACGCCACUGUCAAUCCAGACAGCUACUACAAAAGAUGCAAAUACUCCACCUGUAGCUGUGAGAAGAGUGAGGAGUGUAUGUGUGCUGUGUUCUCCUCGUACGCCCAGGCCUGCGCGGCUAAAGGAAUAGUCCUCCAAGCCUGGAGAGAAGUCGUGUGUGAAAAGUAUACAGAGAGUUGUCCGGCCUCGCAGAACUACUCGUAUCAGCUUCAGAGCUGCCAGCGUACCUGUCUGUCUCUGGCCUCUGAGCGCCAAAGCUGCAGAGAUGACUUUGUACCUGUUGACGGGUGCGCAUGUCCAGAUGGACUCUACGAGGAUGAGAAUGGACUGUGUGUACCUAUGGAAAAAUGUGCAUGUUACCACAACGGACAGAAAAUCAAUCCUGGCAAGUCUAUCACCAUAAGGGAAGAACACUGUGUUUGCACGAAUGGAAAAUUUCACUGUCAUUCCUGGAAAGCCAGAAUUCAAGGAUGUUCCUUUCCAAGGGUUUUCUUCAACUGCAGUACAGCAGCCCCAGAUGAGCAUGGAUUGGAGUGUGCAAAUACUUGUUUGCAACAGGAUGUUGACUGUUUCUCACUGGACUGUCAGUCUGGCUGCCAGUGUCCCCUUGGUUUGUUGGAUGAUGGCAGAGGACAUUGCGUUAAACUGGAUCACUGCCCAUGUAAACAUGAUGGACAGUUUUAUGCACGAGGAGCUGAGAUAAGCAAGGACUGCAAUAAAUGCACUUGCAAUCAAGGGAAAUGGCAUUGUACACAAAAAAAGUGUCCAGGCAUAUGCACCAUAUACGGCAGCGGACAUUAUGUAACUUUCGAUCAGCAAAGAUUUGGCUUCAGGGGAGACUGCAGUUAUAUUGCUGUUCAGGACAAGUGUGGAAAUAAAACUGGCAGGUUUUAUGUGAUUACUGAGAAUAUGCCUUGUGGAACAACAGGAACCACAUGUUCAAAGGCUGUCAGGAUACUUUUGGGGAGGACUAUGCUGCUGCUUUCUGAUGGGACUGUAACAGCCACUGAUACUGGAAGCGGUCCAAAUUUCAAGUACAGUGAGAGAAACAUUGGGAUGUACCUUGUCAUUGAUGCUAACAUCGGACUGACAAUUUUGUGGGACCGCAAAACCACUGUCCGCGCCAUUCUGCAACCUCACUACAGGGGACACGUUUGUGGCUUGUGUGGAAAUUUCAAUGAAAAUGGAAAAGAUGACUUUACCACUCAGGGAAAUUUGCCAACUACAGAUAUCAUGGAAUUUGUGGAUAGCUGGAAAGUGUUAAGCACUUGCCCUGCUGCAAAACCAGACAUCAACCCAUGCAUUGCGACUCCCAAUCGUCUGACAUGGGCAAAAAUACAAUGUAGCAUCAUAAAGUCAGUUACGUUCAAAGACUGCCAUAGCAAGGUGGAUCCGAACCCAUAUUAUGAGAACUGUGUGAGGGACUCAUGCGCAUGCGAUGCAGGUGGAGACUGUGAGUGCUUCUGUACAGCUGUUGCAGCUUAUGCGCAAGCCUGCAAUGAGGAAGGUGUUUGUGUGAACUGGAGAUCACCUGAGAUCUGCCCUGUGUACUGUGACUACUACAAUGAUCACGAAGAAUGCAUAUGGCAUUACCAUCCUUGUCAUGAAACUUGCUACAAAACCUGUCUCAACCCUGAUGGUAUAUGCAAUAACACUUUGCCCCCCAUGGAAGGAUGUUAUCCAAAAUGUCCAGACAAUGAGCCUAUUUUUGAUGAGGAAACUCAGACCUGUGUGAAGGAAUGUCAAAACAUGACAACACCACAACCUCCCACACCUACUGCAACAACAACAUCAUUUACCCCAUCAUCUACCCCUAUACUGACAACUACCACAAAGCUGCCUACAACACCACCAACACCAGAAACUCCCACAUCAACUACCCCUAUACCAACAACCACCACAAAGCCGCCUACAACAACACCACCACCAGAAACUCCCACAUCAACUACCACACCUUGUGAGUGUAUAUGGAUAUCUGACUGGAUUAAUGUGUAUCAUCCUGCAUUAGGGGGAGGAAAUGACUUGGAGACUUAUGAAAACAUUGCAGCAAGUGGAAUAAAAAUCUGUAAACAGCCAAUAAAAAUUGAAUGUAGAGCUGCGAGCAGCCCUGACAUGAGCUUUGAAGAUUUUAUUCAGUCAUCAAACCAAGUUGCCCAAUGCAAUGUUUCAAAUGGAUUAGUGUGUAAGAAAGCAGAACAAACUCACCGCCCCUAUAAAUGUUUUGAUUAUGAAAUACGAGUUCACUGCUGUAUACCUUGUAUAGAUACAACAACUACCCCUAUAACAACACCACCACCAGAAACUCCAUCAACUACCCCUAUAUCGACAACCACCACAAAGCCGCCUACAACAACACCACUAGAAACUCCCACAUCAACUACUUCUAUACCGACAACCACCACAAAGCCGCCUACAACAACACCACCAGAAACUCCCACAUCAACUACUUCUAUACCGACAACCACCACAAAGCCGCCUACAACAACACCACUAGAAACUCCCACAUCAACUACUUCUAUACCGACAACCACCACAAAGCCGCCUACAACAACACCACCAGAAACUCCCACAUCAACUACCCCUAUAACGACAACCACCACAAAGCCGCCUACAACAACAACACCACUAGAAACUUCCUCAUCAACUACUUCUAUACCGACAACCACCACAAAGCCGCCUACAACAACACCACCACCAGAAACUCCCACAUCAACUACCCCUAUACCAACAACCACCACAAAGCCACCUACAACGACACCACCACUAGAAACUUCCUCAUCAACUACUUCUAUACCAACAGCCACCACAAAGCCGCCUACAACAACACCACCACCAGAAACUCCCACAUCAACUACCCCUAUAUCGACAACCACCACAAAGCCGCCUACAACAACACCACUAGAAACUCCCACAUCAACUACUUCUAUACCGACAACCACCACAAAGCCACCUACAACAACACCACCACCAGAAACUCCCACAUCAACUACCCCUAUAACGACAACCACCACAAAGCCGUCUCCAUCAACUACCCCUAUACCGACAACCACCACAAAGCCGCCUACAACAACAGAAUCAUCCACAUCCCCUACCCCUAUACCAACAACUACUACAAGGCCUUCUACAACACCUACCACAUCAGCUACCUCUACCUCAACAAAGUAUGAAACAACGACUGAAACGUUAAUUGUUAGUACUGUAGAAACAACAACUGCUUCAGAGCUAACACAAAGCCAAAUUGUUAUUAAUACAACCACAUCAUCUACCACAACACAAUCAGCUACCACAAAGUCUACUAUAACAACAUCAGGAACACCAGAACCUACCACAUCAUCUACUCCUACACACCAAUCACAACAACUCCUGAAAGAAACAACUACAACAACAGAGACUUCCACAAUCACAACAACUCCUGAAACAACUACUUCCACAAUCACAACAACUCCUGAAACAACAACAGAGACUUCCACAAUCACAACAACUCCUGAAACAACUACAACAACAGACAAUCAAUCAACAACUCCUGAAACAACUACAACAGAGACUUCCACAAUCACAACAACUCCUGAAACAACUACAACAACAGAGACUUCCAAUACAACAACUCCUGAAACAACUACAACAACAGAGACUUCCACAAUCACAACAACUCCUGAAACAACUACAACAACAGAGACUUCCACAAUCACAACAACUCCUGAAACAACUACAACAACAGAGACUUCCACAAUCACAACAACUCCUGAAACAACUACAACAACAGAGACUUCCACAAUCACAACAACUCCUGAAACAACUACAACAACAGAGACUUCCACAAUCACAACAACUCCUGAAACACAACAACUCCUGAAACAACUACGACAACAGACCUCCACAAUCACAACAACUCCUGAAACAACAACAGAGACUUCCACAAUCACAACAACUCCUGAAACAACUACAACAACAGAGACUUCCACAAUCCUGACAACAACUCCUGAAACAACUCCUGACACAAGACUUCCACAAUCACAACAACUCCUGAAACAACUACAACAGAGACUUCCACAAUCACAACAACUCCUCAAACAACUCCUGAAACAACAACAGAGACUUCCACAAUCACAACAACUCCUGAAACAACUACAACAACAGAGACUUCCACAAUCACAACAACUCCUGAAACAACUACAACAGAGACUUCCACAAUCACAACAACUCCUGAAACAACUACAACAACAGAGACUUCCACAACAACUCCAAACAACUCAACAGACACAACUCCUGAACAACACAACUACUCCAACAACUCCUGAAACAACAACCACAAUCACAACAACUCCUGAAACAACUACAACAACAGAGACUUCCACAAUCACAACAACUCCUGAAACAACUACAACAACAGAGACUUCCACAAUCACAACAACUCCUGAAACAACUACAACAACAGAGACUUCCACAACAACUCCUGAAACAACUCACAACAACUCCUGAACUCCUGAAACAACUACAACAACAGAGACUUCCACAAUCACAACAACUCCUGAAACAACUACAACAACAGAGACUUCCACAAUCACAACAACUCCUGAAACAACUACAGAGACUUCCACAAUUACAACAACUCCUGAAACAACUACAACAACAGAGACUUCCACAAUCACAACAACUCCUGAAACAACUACAACACUUCCACAGACAACCCCUGAAACAACUACAACAACAACUCCUGAAACAACAACAACAGAGACUUCCACAAUCACAACAACUCCUGAACCAACUACAACAACAGAGACUUCCACAAUUACAACAACUCCUGAAACAACAACAGAAACAUCCACAAUCACAACAACUCCUGAAACAACUACAGAGACUUCCACAAUUACAACAACUCCUGAAACAACAACAACUCCUGAACAAAGACUUCCACAAACUCCUGAAACAACAACUCCUGAACCAACUACAACAGAGACUUCCACAAUCACAACAACUCCUGAAACAACUACAACAACAGAGACUUCCACAAUCACAACAACUCCUGAAACAACUACCACAACAGAGACUAGACUUCCACAAUCACAACAACUCCUGAAACAACUACCUGAACAACUCCUGAUCACAACAACUCCUGAAACAACAGAGACACAAAUCACAACAACUCCUGAAACAACUACAACAGAGACUUCCACAAUUACAACAACUCCUGAAACAACUACAACAGAGACUUCCACAAUCACAACAACUCCUGAAACAACUACAACAACAGAGACUUCCACAACAACAACAACAACUCCUGAAACAACAGAGACUUCCACAAUCACAACAACUCCUGAAACAACUACAACAACAGAGACUUCCACAAUCAACAACAACAACUACAACAACAGAACAACCACAAAGACUUCCACAAUCACAACAACUCCUGAAACAACUACAACAACAGAAACUUCCACAAUCACAACAACUCCUGAAACAACUACAACAACAGAGACUUCCACAAUUACAACAACUCCUGAAACAACUACAACAGAGACUUCCACAAUCACAAACAACACUCCACAAUCACAACAACUCCUGAAACAAGAUACAACAGAAUUAACCACAUCACCUACCCCUAUUCAAACAACUACCAUGAAGCCUACGACAACACCAGCUCCAACCACAUCAUCUACUCCUAUUCCAACAACUACCACAAAGCCUACUACAACAACAUCAGGAACACCAAAACCUACCACAUCAUCUACUCCUACACCGACAGCUACUGCAGUGCCUGUUACAAUAACAACAACAACAACAGAAUCAACCACAUCACCUACCACAAAGCCUACUACAACAGAAGCAACCCCAUCACCUACCCCUAUACUAACAACUACAACAAAAUUAACCACAUCACCUACCCCUAUUCAAACAACUACCAUGAAACCUACUACAACACCAGCUCCAACCACAUCAUCUACUCCUACACCGACAGCUACUACAAAGCCUACUACAACAUCAGCUCCAACCACAUCAUCUACUCCUAUUCCAACAACUACUACAAAGCCUACUACAACAACAUCAGGAACACCAGAACCUACCACAUCAUCUACUCCUACACCGACAGCUACUGCAGUGCCUGUUACAAUAACAACAACAACAACAGAAUCAACCACAUCACCUACCACAAAGCCUACUACAACAGAAGGAACCCCAUCACCUACCCCUAUACUAACAACUACCAUGAAACCUACUACAACACCAGCUCCAACCACAUCAUCUACUCCUAUUCCAACAACUACCACAAAGCCUACUACAAAAACAUCAGGAACACCAGAACCUACCACAUCAUCUACUCCUACACCGACAGCUACUACAAAGCCUACUACAACAUCAGCUCCAACCACAUCAUCUACUCCUAUUCCAACAACUACUACAAAGCCUACUACAACAAAGUCAACCAUGUCGCCUACCCCUAUACUAACAACUACCACAAUGUCUUCUACAAUACCAACACCUACUGCUACUCAUACGUCUACUCCUACACCAACUCCACCCUACGACUGUCCUGCAUGGGACAAAAACACCAAUGAGACCUUCAUCUUGUGUGACUGCAUCAUGGCGAAGUGCAUAGAAGACAAUAUAAUUGAAAUUGUCCCAUUUGAAUGCCCUCCACCGCAGAACAUCACCUGUCAAAAUGGCAAAAAACCAGUGCUUGUCAAAGAUGAGUACGGCUGCUGUGAAUAUUAUGCAUGUGACUGCUUUUGUGAAGGCUGGGGUGACCCGCAUUACGUCACAUUUGAUGGACACUUCUACAGUUAUCAAGGAAACUGCACUUAUGUAUUAAUGGAGGAAAUUAGGCCUCAGUACCAUUUAAAGAUCUACAUCGACAGUGUCUACUGUGACCCUGUUGAGCAUGUAUCCUGUCCCAAAUCUAUUAUUGUCUCUUACAACAAACUAGUCAUAACACUUACAAAUCACAAUCUCAUGGGAGGUGCAGACCUAGAGGCUUUUGAGAACAAUGAAAAGUUACGACUACCAUAUGCUCGUAAUGGUGUGAGAGUUAUAAGCUCAGGCCUAGACUUGAUCCUGAGUAUUCCAAUGCUGGGUGUUGACAUAACAUUUGGAGCUACUGGCUUUGGCAUCAAUCUGCCAUACCAGCUUUUUGGAAACAAUACACAAGGUCACUGUGGAACAUGCAACAACAACAAGGCUGAUGACUGCAUGAUCCCCGGAGGAAUCUUGGUGGAUGACUGUGCAGUGAUGGCAGAUUACUGGCCAGCCAGUGGUGUGAAUGGUGAAUUGUGCACUCCACCAACUGCAUUACCUCCUGUUGGUGGUGAUGUCAAACCUACAUCUAAGCCAUGUCAGGCCCAUUCUUACUGCAACCUCCUUAAUAGCGAGUUGUUCAAAGAGUGCCAUCCCCAUCUGUCGCCCGAGAACUUCUUUUUGGCAUGUGAAUAUGACAGCUGUCAUAUGAGCAACCCUGCCGUGGUUUGUACCAGUCUGCAGACAUACGCGAGGGCUUGCUCUCAAUUAGGCAUCUGCAUUCACUGGAGGAACUACACUAACCUGUGCAAUGUUGAAUGUCCAGCAGAUAAAGUCUACAAUCCUUGUGGUCAAGCUGAGCCACCAACCUGUGCUGAUAUACCUGGAGAGAGCGUCAUUAAGGUUCCCACAGAGGGCUGCUUCUGUCCUGAGGGCUCAUUGCUCUUCAACAAGGAAUCAGGAGUCUGUGUGGACAAAUGUGGAUGCCUGGAUGCCUCUGGAACACCACGUGAGUUCAACGAGGUUUUCGAGUACAACUGUGAGGAGUGUAUCUGCGAUAAGGCCAGCAAAUCGGUGAUCUGUAAGCCCAAGAAGUGUCCUGAUGUGAAACCUGUGAUCUGCAAUGCGCCCGGCUUUGUGCUGGUCAACGUCAGCAAUCCUUCAGACCCAUGCUGCAGCGAACAAGUGUGCAAAUGUGAUGCCAGCUUGUGCCCACCUAUGGAUAACAAGUGUACAGUUGGGUAUUCACCAGUCCUGCAAGUGCCUGACGGAAAAUGCUGUCCAGAAAUCAUAUGCGAGCCGAAGAGAGUGUGCGUCCACAAAAAUAUGGAAUAUGAGCCUGGUACCACCGUCCCCGUUGCUCAGUGUCAGGAAUGCACCUGUACAUGGGAUGUGGAUCCUAAAACCCAGUUGUUCCAGAUCAAAUGUUCAUUUGUGCCGUGCAUUGAGAAAUGUGAUCCUGGUUAUGAAUAUGUUGAAACGAACCACAACGACUGCUGUGGAAAGUGUGUGCAAACUCACUGUAUCGUCAAUAUCAAUGGCGUCGAUCAUAUACUGAAGGAAGGAGAGAGUUUGCCCACUACAAAUCAGGGCUGUGAUAAAAUCACAUGUACUAAAGUUAAUGGACAAUUCAUCACAGACAAACACACAAUCCAGUGCCCUACCUUCAACAUUUCCAACUGCCAGCCUGGCACCGUCCAGCAGUCUCCUGAUGGCUGCUGCAAAGUUUGUGUGGACCAAGUUAAAGGAUGUCAAGUGCAGACCGUUCGCGAUUACAUAAAUCACAACAACUGUCAGUCAGAAAAGAGAAUGGACCUGACAUUUUGUGGUGGAGACUGUACCAGUUUUAGCAGGUACACUGAUCCUGGAUUGUCCUCUUGUAAGUGUUGCCAGGCCACUCGCUCAAGUAAUCGCACGGUAAAUCUUGGUUGCAUAAACGGAGACAUAGUGACCCACACGUAUGUCCAUGUUGAGGAGUGCGGCUGCAGCAAAACUAACUGUCAUUGAGCGGAAGCAAGCCACACACUCACUGAAGGCAGCCAAAAAAAAGGCAAGGUUUCCGUGAGCAGCAGCAGUGAAUCAUCCACCUGAAGACUCUGAAAUACGAAUUCUUUAAGAAACCUCGUUUGGAAAUUAAUUUAAAUUGCAAAUGCUUUGUUUAACAUUUCUUAAACUUUAUCUAUAGAGCUUUUCUUUUUUCUUGGUAGAAUAAAUAUGUACUCUUUUGCUUGCUUGAAAUGAAAAGCAAUUAAAAAGGCAUUUUAAA